AUGUAUUCCCUAUCAACCGCUCCGCCUGUAGCUGCUCGUUUCGUUCGCGUCCUUGUGCUCCUAUGCGUGCUGUUACCGCUCGCCGUUUUCGCGACGAAGCCCAACGUCAUACCGGGCGGCGUGCAGCAGAUCGCCGACUUCGCGAACCGGGAGGACCUGCAGGCACUGGCGGCGUUCGCCGUGGAGCAGCACAACGAGAAGGAGGGCGCGGACCUGCACCUGGUGCGCGUGGAGAGCGCGCAGCAGCAGGUGGUGGCGGGCAUCCUCUUCCACCUCACGCUGCUCGCCACGUCGCCCUCCUCGCGCCGCACGGCGCAGUACAAGGCGACGGUGUGGGAGCGCGCGUGGCAGAAGUUCAAGGCUCUGCAGGCCUUCGCCCCCGUGCCUGAUACCGACCGCGCCGCCACGCCCGCUGAACUGCACGCUGCUGGUGCGGCGGCGGCUGCUGAAACGGCUGCUGGGACUGCUGCUGGGAUGGCUGGUGGUGAUGAUAGUGGUGCUGCUGCUGGUGGUGGUGGUGAGGGGGGGUGUGGCAACGCGGCGAGGGAUGGUGGUGAGGAGGCAGGGGUGGCAGCAGCGGCGGGCCAGGCACAGGGCACAUGCAGCAACAGAGAUGGGGAAGCGCAUUCCUCACCCGCGGUGCUGGAGGCAGCAGAGCGCGCUGUGGCAGCGCUGCAGCAGCGCUCCAACUCGCUCUACCCGUACCGCCUCAAGGAGGUCGUCGCAGCGCUUGCCACGCCGGCAGCAGCAGCGGGAUCAGAGCAGGGCACGACCAUGUUCCACCUGACGCUGCGCCUGCAGCGCGAGGCACCGGCCCAGGCCCAGGAGGGGCAGCAGGUGGUGGGGGCGCUGCCGGACGAGCUGUACGAGGUGGAGGUGCUGCACUCGCCCAACGGCCAGUGGUCCCUGCGCAAGGCCGUUGCCCUGCAGUGA
This is a messenger RNA of Closterium sp. Naga37s-1, 933 nucleotides long. NCBI's taxonomy places the organism in Eukaryota, Viridiplantae, Streptophyta, Zygnematophyceae, Desmidiales, Closteriaceae. The record is from the annotation of a GenBank genome assembly.